Messenger RNA from Penicillium atrosanguineum, 765 nucleotides. Its product is annotated as glycosyltransferase family protein. Lineage: Eukaryota; Fungi; Ascomycota; Eurotiomycetes; Eurotiales; Aspergillaceae. The coding region runs from base 1 to 765 and encodes 254 amino acids. Gene Ontology annotation, cellular component: UDP-N-acetylglucosamine transferase complex. Gene Ontology annotation, biological process: dolichol-linked oligosaccharide biosynthetic process. The record is from RefSeq and is a predicted model, not a curated record. The transcript has a single exon.
AUGACUAUCCAGGUCAUCGUCGCCUCGCUAGCAUAUUCCCAUAAUGCCACGAUACCCCGAGUCCGCCGGAAGAACCAGCCCGUUCACCUGCUCCUGGUGCUCGGCAGCGGUGGUCAUACAGCAGAGAUGUUCAGCAUGAUGAAAAACAUACCUCUCGAUCCCACUCACUAUACCUACAGGACGUACGUCGUGAGCUCGGGCGAUGAUUUCAGCGCCAAGAAAGCCAAAGAAUUCGAGUCCGGUUUCCUCAAGAAGGGCGAGUCAGAUUACGCCAUUGUCACAAUUCCACGAGCACGACGUGUCCAUCAGUCAUACUGGACCACACCUCUCUCGACCUUCCAGUGCCUUUGGGCGUGCUUCGAUGUUCUUCUUGGACGAUAUCCGGGUCAGGUGCGACUGCCCAUGAAUUAUCUCUCGCCUCAGCCCGACCUCAUCAUUACCAAUGGCCCAGCCGUAGGCUUUUGCAUUGUUCUCGCGGCAAAAAUGAUCCGAUUCUAUGAAUCGGUCUCCCGUUGGAUGUGCGGUAGCAGCUCCACGCAGGCCGUAUCACGACUGCGAACCAUAUUUGUAGAAUCAUGGGCCCGCGUCAAUGGCCUCAGCACUACUGGAGUCUUAUUACUUCCUUUGGCUGACGUCUUCCUCGUUCAAUGGCGGAGUCUGGCUGGGCGACGGGCAUGGCCGGGGAUGAAGCAGACACAGUAUGCGGGCGCGGCUGUGCUACCAAACCCCGAGGGCAAAGAGCACAUCAAAGGCGUUCAAAGUUAG